AUGGAACUAACUGAGAUGCAGAAGAAUUCAUAUGAUUCUGCUGAAACAUGUCAUAUAUGUAUGAAGCCGUUCAGCGAUGAAAAUCGCAAGAUAAGGGAUCAUUGUCAUUACACAGGAUUAUACAGGGGUCCAGCCCAUAACACAUGUAACCUCAAGUAUAGAAUACCUAAUCACGUACCCGUAAUAUUCCACAAUUUAAGUGGCUAUGACGCGCACUUAUUCAUCCGUGAAUUAGGUGAAAAAUAUGACACUCAGGAUACAGGAUGCAUCGCUGAGAACACGGAAAAGUACAUAUCAUUUAAUGUAAGAAUCAAAGUACCAAUUGCAGGCAUGGGGUAUGGCGAAACGUAUAAAAAGAUUGAAAUACGAUUCAUCGAUAGUUGUCGAUUUAUGCCAUCAAGCCUUGAGAAAUUAGCUAAAAAUCUCGAUGAUAAACAAUGCAAAAAUAUACGUUGGUAUUUCACUGAGGAUGACACCUUUAAACUAAUGCGAAGGAAGGGUGUAUAUCCGUAUGAGUGUAUGGAUGGCUGGCAACGAUUCGAGGAUACUGAGAUACCACCGAAGGAGGCAUUCUAUAGUAACCUUAAUAUGAAUUCUAUAAGCGAUGAAGAAUAUGAACAUGCUCAGAAAGUAUGGGAUGCUAUCACCCCAAAAGGCCCGGAGACAACGAUGGGUGAUUACCACGGUGUGUAUUUAGUGACGGACGUUCUGUUGCUUGCCGAUAUCUUUCAGAAUUUUCGCGGCACUAGCCACGGGAACUACAAGCUCGACCCUGCUCACUUUUACAGCGCACCUGGUUUAGCAUGGAAAGCCGCUUUAAAGUAUACUGGUGUAAGGCUGGAGUUGUUAUCAGAUCCCGAUAUGCUUCUCAUGUUUGAGCGCGGAAUACGGGUUGGUAUAACCCAAGCUGUACACCGCUACGCGAGGGCUAAUAAUAAGUACAUGGAGGAUCAGUAUGAUCAUUCUCAGGAAUCAUCGUACCUUCAGUAUCUGGACGCCAACAAUUUAUACGGCUGGGCGAUGCAGCAGCCUCUACCCGCUCAUGGUUUCAAGUGGGUAUCAAAUAUUGAGGUAAUCGAUAAAAAGAAGAUCGAGAAGCUGGUAUCUGAUAACAAACAUGGAUAUCUAUUGGAGGUUGACAUCGAUUACCAGAAGGAGCUUCAUGACAAACAUAAUGAGCUGCCUUUCCUGCCGGAGCGUAGGAUGAUUCACAGGGUCGAGAAAUUGAUACCAAAUCUUGAACACAAGAAGAAUUAUGUGGUGCACAUCGGAGCUUUACAUCAAGCUUUAAAGCAUGGGCUCGAGCUUAGAGAGCGCACUUGUUUCGGUAAGAAACUCACGGGUAUUGAGAUGAGCAGAACGGGUAUUAAGAUGAAUAAGCCCGUCUAUAUUGGUCAGGCUAUUCUAGAUUAG
Hydractinia symbiolongicarpus is the source of this 1413-nucleotide messenger RNA. RefSeq lists its product as uncharacterized. NCBI's taxonomy places the organism in Eukaryota, Metazoa, Cnidaria, Hydrozoa, Anthoathecata, Hydractiniidae. The transcript has 2 exons. Bases 1 to 1413 code for a protein of 470 amino acids. Gene Ontology annotation, biological process: DNA replication. Gene Ontology annotation, molecular function: DNA binding; DNA-directed DNA polymerase activity; nucleotide binding. The record is from RefSeq and is a predicted model, not a curated record.